AUGGCUGUCUUCGACAUUGUUUGGUAUGCGUUGGCUGGCUUCGGACAACCGUUACAGUGCGACGGCUCUCUCCACUCUGAAGCUCCGGCGACUUUUUUUUUUUUAGUUGAGCUUCAGCCACAUGUCUUUGCGCCACACUUUGUACCUCCUGGUCAACUUUGGAACCUUAGAAGUCUGGAACAUUGGAACUCGCCCACCUUCGUCAAGAGCAGCCCCGCAAGAUGCGACGGAGCGGCCAAUGGACAUCAGGCAAAGACUCACUCAAGACUCAACAGCCCCAUGAACAACAGACGCUGUCACAAAAAGAUAGCAGGAGGUUUUAACAACUACGCCGACUACCUAGACAAUCCUCCCUUGACACUUCCCUUCGGCUCCGCACACACACCACAACUACGGGAUAUGUCGUCCCAGCAAACUGAAAAUGCCCACGCUAUCGACCAAACGCCGUCUAAUACCACACAUGCUAGUUCGUGA
This is a messenger RNA of Colletotrichum lupini, 474 nucleotides long. RefSeq lists its product as uncharacterized. The record is from RefSeq and is a predicted model, not a curated record. NCBI's taxonomy places the organism in Eukaryota, Fungi, Ascomycota, Sordariomycetes, Glomerellales, Glomerellaceae. The transcript has 3 exons. The coding region runs from base 1 to 474 and encodes 157 amino acids.